This is a messenger RNA of Plodia interpunctella (Indianmeal moth), 778 nucleotides long. It is a transcript of the gene mRpL40, whose product is annotated as mitochondrial ribosomal protein L40. The transcript has 5 exons. Lineage: Eukaryota; Metazoa; Arthropoda; Insecta; Lepidoptera; Pyralidae. Bases 123 to 731 code for a protein of 202 amino acids. Gene Ontology annotation, cellular component: mitochondrial ribosome; mitochondrial large ribosomal subunit. The record is from RefSeq and is a predicted model, not a curated record.
ACAGACGUCUUUACAAAAAUAACCUAAGUCUUAUAUCUAGUUUUGUUUGGCUAAGAAUAUUUAAUUUUCAUCGAGUUUCAAUAAUUAUUAAUAAUACUGGAAGGUUAAACUAAACUAGAGCCAUGUUUGGUUCAAUACUAAAACAAUUUUCCAGAUUAUCUCUAAACCAAGCGCACCUACAAGCUAAUGGUCGAAAUAUAUGCACCGCUACUGUAUUACAAUUUAAAAUCACUGAUUAUCUAUGUGCGGAGCCAAUGAAGAAGAAAAAGAAGAUAGAUCCACAGAUAGUAAGGGCUCGCGAGGAACGUCGGAGGAAAAAGAUAGAGAAGCAGAUUAGACGCCUGCAAAAGAAUGCUCGGCAGCUGAAGCCCAUUGAUGAAGUGGAGGUGCCCCUGGAAAUUCUGGACAAUAUUGAAAAACGCAGUCGAGGUCCUCCCAAGCUAUCCCAGGAGGUGCUGGAAGCCCGAGCACUAUUACAGAAGGAUUGGACUCGUUACAAACAUGGGGAGUACAUUGCUCAUGUUGCGCAAAUUGAUAGGAUUAUGAGCGCUCAAAGAAGGGCUUUGGAUAAGCUCUAUGAGGAGUCUGAGGACUUGUAUAAUGAAGCUAUUAUGCCGGAUUUACAACUGAUCCCGUACACGGUGACGGGCCCGGUCGCGACGCCCCCCAUCAAGGGCUACGAGUCUCCUGACGGAGAGUACCUGGACGUCUCCAAGAAGUGGGACAAUUAGAAGCAUAUAGUCAACUUGUUUAGUGUAAAUAAAUGUAUAGUUAUUGA